Messenger RNA from Drosophila biarmipes, 988 nucleotides. It is a transcript of the gene GstE4, whose product is annotated as glutathione S-transferase 1. Gene Ontology annotation, biological process: glutathione metabolic process. NCBI's taxonomy places the organism in Eukaryota, Metazoa, Arthropoda, Insecta, Diptera, Drosophilidae. The record is from RefSeq and is a predicted model, not a curated record. The transcript has a single exon. Bases 152 to 820 code for a protein of 222 amino acids. Gene Ontology annotation, molecular function: glutathione transferase activity.
CGUGGCUUUAAGGGUUUUGCAGGCUUUGUAGUUGGGUAGGGGCGGAGUUAAUUAAAAAUCCAUGGCCAGACUGACGGUUCUCAUGCCACGUAGCUUGGUAUAUAUUCGUCCUGGAGCGACACUCACCAGUCACUUGUGAAUCCGCUGGAGAAUGGGUAAGAUCUCGCUGUACGGCCUGGACGCCAGUCCGCCCACUCGGGCUUGUCUGCUCACCCUGAAGGCCCUGGACCUGCCCUUCGAGUAUGUGUUUGUCAAUCUGUUCGAGAAGGAGAACUUCAGCGAGGAUUACUCGAAGAAGAACCCGCAGCACACGGUGCCGCUCCUGCAGGACGACGAUGCCUGCAUCUGGGAGUCGCAUGCCAUCAUGGCCUAUCUGGUGGACAAGUAUGGGGCCACCGAUGAGCUGUAUCCCAAGGAUCUGCUCCAGCGGGCCAAGGUGGACCAGCUGAUGCAUUUCGAGACGGGCGUUGUCUUCGAGGCCGCGCUGCGGCGACUCACCCGGCCGGUGCUCUUCAAUGGCGAGUCCACGCUGCCCCGGGACCAGGUCGACCACAUCAACCAGAUCUACGACUUUGUGGAGACCUUCCUCGAUGAUCACGACUACUUGGCCGGCGACCAACUGACCAUAGCCGACUUCAGCCUCGUCUCGACCAUCACCUCGAUUGGGGUUUUCCUGGAGCUGGACCUGGCCAAGUAUCCCAGGAUUGCAGCCUGGCUGGAGAGGCUCAAGGAGCUGCCCUACUACGAGGAGGCCAAUGGCAGCGGAGCCGCCCAGUAUGUGGACCUCUUGAGGUCCAAGAACUUCUCCAUUGUACCCUAGAGACAGGUCCUACUCUGAAAUAGUAAAUGCACAGAAACCAUCAACUCAAAAAUAAUAAUCUAGAAGCUUAAUAGCAAUUAAAAAAAUAUAUUCACAAAGUUUUAACGUUUUUAGAUUUUGAUAAUUUAAUGAAAUAAAUAAAGCUCACACAAAAUGGUUUAAAAUGUA